ACACCAAUAAAAACGCUUCUUAAAUAAGAAAAUCGGUUUAAGUAUAUCUAAUUUAAUAUUAGCUGCAAAAAUCGUAUAGAACAAUCACAUUUACUGCUACCGAAGCGAAAGGAUAACGCUGCAUAGAGCUUCAUUGACGGAUUCUCAUUUUAAAUAAUCAACAUUACUUUAAUUCCUCAUUGCGUUAGUUAAUAAAAACAAAUCGCCUAGCAUCGAUUAAAGUAUUGUGACUGCCGGCGGGCGCUUCUCGAAGAUGGCGCCUCGGAUAUAGUUGUUAAUGUAUAUGUAGCAGGCGACAUCCAUGUGCCUCAUUUUUGGUGUUGACAAAUUUAGGCCUUGGAAAUCUGAGGCUCUCAUCGUUGGCCGCAUAGACAAUGACAGAAGAUUCCGACUCGAUAUCUGAGGAAGAACGCAGUUUGUUCCGUCCCUUCACCCGCGAAUCAUUGGUGCAAAUAGAACAACGUAUUGCUGCAGAACAUGAAAAACAAAAGGAGCUGGAAAGAAAGAGAGCCGAGGGAGAGGUGCCGCAAUAUGGUCGCAAGAAAAAGCAAAAAGAAAUCCGAUAUGAUGACGAGGACGAGGAUGAAGGUCCACAACCGGAUCCUACACUUGAACAGGGUGUGCCCAUACCUGUUCGACUGCAGGGCAGCUUCCCGCCGGAACUGGCCUCCACUCCUCUCGAGGAUAUUGAUCCAUUCUACAGUAAUAUACUGACGUUUGUAGUAAUAAGUAAAGGAAAAGAUAUUUUUCGCUUUUCUGCAUCAAAAGCAAUGUGGUUGCUCGAUCCAUUUAAUCCCAUACGUCGUGUAGCCAUUUACAUUUUAGUUCAUCCGUUAUUUUCGUUAUUCAUCAUCACCACAAUUCUUGUUAACUGUAUUCUGAUGAUAAUGCCGACAACGCCCACAGUUGAAUCCACUGAGGUGAUAUUCACCGGAAUCUACACAUUUGAAUCAGCUGUUAAAGUGAUGGCACGAGGUUUCAUUUUAUGCCCGUUUACGUAUCUUAGAGAUGCAUGGAAUUGGCUGGACUUCGUAGUAAUAGCUUUAGCUUAUGUGACCAUGGGUAUAGAUUUAGGUAAUCUCGCUGCCUUGAGAACAUUUAGGGUACUGCGAGCUCUAAAAACCGUAGCCAUUGUGCCAGGCUUAAAAACCAUUGUCGGUGCUGUCAUUGAAUCCGUAAAAAAUCUGCGCGAUGUGAUAAUUUUAACAAUGUUCUCGCUUUCUGUGUUCGCUCUAAUGGGACUGCAAAUCUACAUGGGUGUUCUGACACAAAAGUGCAUUAAAAAAUUUCCACUCGAUGGGUCGUGGGGAAAUUUAACAGAUGAAAAUUGGGACUACCACAACAAAAAUAGCAGUAAUUGGUAUUCGGAGGAUGAUGGUAUUUCAUUUCCUCUGUGUGGUAAUAUCUCUGGUGCAGGACAAUGUGAUGACGAUUAUGUCUGCCUACAAGGUUUUGGACCAAAUCCUAAUUACGGGUAUACGAGUUUCGACUCGUUCGGCUGGGCUUUCCUCUCGGCUUUUCGUCUAAUGACUCAGGAUUUCUGGGAGGACUUAUAUCAAUUAGUCCUAAGAGCGGCUGGCCCAUGGCAUAUGCUGUUCUUUAUAGUCAUCAUCUUCCUAGGUUCAUUCUAUCUUGUGAAUUUGAUUUUGGCCAUUGUUGCCAUGUCUUAUGACGAAUUGCAAAAGAAGGCCGAAGAAGAAGAGGCUGCCGAAGAGGAAGCAAUUCGCGAAGCAGAAGAAGCGGCGGCGGCGAAAGCUGCCAAGUUAGAGGAACGUGCUAAUGCGGCGGCACAAGCAGCGGCCGAUGCAGCGGAAGCAGCCGAAGCGGCCUUACAUCCAGAACUAGCAAAGAGUCCAACCUAUUCGUGUAUUAGUUAUGAACUCUUUGUAGGCGGUGAGAAGGGCAAUGAUGACAACAAUAAGGAGAAAAUGUCGAUACGCAGUGUCGAAGUGGAGUCGGAGUCGGUGAGCGUUAUACAAAGACAACCAGCACCUACUUCAGCACCCGCUACCAAAGUUCGUAAAGUUAGCACGACAUCCUUAUCCUUACCUGGUUCACCGUUUAACAUACGCAGGGGAUCACGUAGUUCACAUAAGCAACUACUAACAAAAAAUUCAAACAAAAAACCACCUCAGUAUACAAUACGGAAUGGGCGAGGACGUUUUGGCAUACCAGGAAGCGAUCGAAAGCCGCUCGUACUGUCAACAUAUCAAGAUGCACAACAGCAUUUGCCUUAUGCAGAUGACUCCAAUGCGGUAACACCGAUGUCUGAGGAAAAUGGUGCUAUUAUUGUGCCAGUUUAUUAUGGCAAUUUAGGUUCUAGACAUUCAUCUUAUACCUCGCAUCAGUCAAGAAUAUCGUAUACAUCGCAUAAUGAUUUGCUUGGUGGUAUGGCAGCCUUGGGUGCCAGUACGAUGACCAAAGAAAGUAAAUUAAGAAAUCGAAAUACGCGACAUCAAUCGGGUGCUGCCUCGAAUGGUACAAAUUAUAUGGAUAAUAAUCAUAAGGAACAACAUCGAGAUUACGAAUUGGGCCUUGAAUGUACUGAUGAUGCCGGAAAAAUAAAACACCACGACAAUCCUUUUAUCGAGCCCGUCCAAACGCAAACGGUGGUCGACAUGAAAGAUGUGAUGGUCUUAAACGACAUAAUAGAGCAAGCCGCUGGUCGGCAUAGUCGCGCUAGUGACCGAGGCGAAGAUGACGACGAGGAUGGUCCCACGUUUAAAGAUAAGGCACUUGAAGCAACGAUGAAAGCCAUUGAUAUAUUUUGUGUGUGGGACUGUUGUUGGGUUUGGUUAAAAUUUCAGGAAUGGGUAUCGUUCAUUGUCUUCGAUCCAUUCGUGGAACUUUUCAUCACGCUCUGUAUUGUUGUGAAUACUAUGUUUAUGGCGAUGGAUCAUCAUAACAUGAAUCCAGAUAUGGAAAAGAUACUUAAAAGUGGUAAUUAUUUUUUCACAGCGACUUUUGCUAUUGAAGCAACUAUGAAACUAAUGGCGAUGAGUCCGAAAUACUACUUUCAAGAAGGCUGGAAUAUAUUCGAUUUCAUAAUUGUAGCGCUAUCAUUACUGGAGCUCGGCUUAGAAGGCGUACAGGGUCUAUCUGUGUUACGUUCAUUUCGUUUGCUAAGAGUUUUCAAAUUGGCAAAAUCAUGGCCAACACUAAAUUUACUCAUUUCAAUUAUGGGCCGCACAAUGGGUGCAUUGGGUAAUCUAACAUUUGUACUUUGCAUUAUCAUCUUCAUCUUUGCUGUGAUGGGAAUGCAACUGUUCGGAAAGAAUUACCAUGAUCAUAAAGAUAUGUUCCCAGACGGCGAUUUGCCACGUUGGAAUUUUACAGACUUCAUGCACUCUUUUAUGAUUGUAUUUCGUGUGUUGUGCGGAGAGUGGAUCGAAUCUAUGUGGGAUUGCAUGUAUGUUGGUGACGUCUCAUGCAUUCCAUUUUUCUUAGCAACAGUUGUGAUCGGAAAUCUUGUCGUACUUAAUCUUUUCUUAGCCUUGCUCUUGUCAAAUUUUGGCUCAUCCAGUUUAUCAGCACCAACUGCCGACAACGAUACCAAUAAAAUUGCUGAAGCCUUCAAUCGUAUUGGUCGCUUUAAGAAUUGGGUUAAACGUAAUAUAGCCGAUUGUUUCAAAUUAAUACGUAAUAAAUUGACAAAUCAAAUAAGUGAUCAACCAUCAGGCAAGGGGGUUUGUCGUUGUAUAUCUGCAGAGCGUGGAGACAACGAGCUUGAUUUGGGACAUGAUGAGAUACUUGCCGAUGGUCUGAUAAAGAAAGGCAUGAAAGAGCAGAAUCAAUUGGAAGUAGCCAUUGGUGAUGGUAUGGAGUUUACGAUACACGGUGAUCUUAGGAAUAACAAAUCAAAAAAAUCAAAAUAUUUAAAUAACGCAACGAUGAUUGGCAACUCAAUUAACCACCAAGACAAUAGACUGGAACACGAGCUAAACCAUAGAGGUUUGUCCUUACAGGACGACGACACUGCCAGCAUUAACUCAUAUGGUAGCCAUAAGAAUCGACCAUUUAAAGACGAAAGCCACAAAGGCAGCGCUGAAACUAUGGAGGGCGAAGAAAAACGUGAUGCCAGCAAAGAGGACCUUGGCCUUGAUGAAGAGCUCGAUGAGGAGGGCGAAUGCGAAGAGGGCCCACUCGAUGGUGAUAUCAUUAUACAUGCACAUGAAGAAGAUGUCAUUGACGAAUACCCAGCGGACUGCUUUCCCGAUUCAUAUUACAAGAAAUUCCCAAUCUUAGCAGGCGACGAAGACUCGCCAUUCUGGCAGGGAUGGGGCAAUUUACGACUGAAAACUUUUCAAUUAAUUGAAAAUAAAUAUUUUGAAACAGCUGUUAUCACUAUGAUUUUAAUGAGUAGCUUAGCUUUGGCCUUAGAAGAUGUCCACCUACCACACAGACCUAUACUGCAAGAUAUACUUUAUUAUAUGGACAGAAUAUUUACAGUUAUAUUUUUCUUAGAAAUGUUAAUUAAAUGGUUAGCAUUGGGUUUUAAGAUCUACUUUACAAAUGCAUGGUGUUGGCUUGAUUUCGUGAUCGUUAUGGUGUCGCUUAUCAACUUCGUUGCUUCACUUGUUGGAGCUGGUGGUAUUCAAGCCUUCAAGACUAUGCGAACGUUAAGAGCACUGAGACCACUACGUGCCAUGUCCCGUAUGCAGGGCAUGAGGGUCGUCGUAAAUGCGCUGGUUCAAGCUAUACCGUCCAUCUUUAAUGUGCUAUUGGUGUGUCUGAUAUUUUGGCUUAUUUUUGCCAUAAUGGGUGUACAGCUUUUUGCUGGAAAAUAUUUUAAG
This is a messenger RNA of Teleopsis dalmanni, 4793 nucleotides long. RefSeq names its product sodium channel protein para (gene para). The record is from RefSeq and is a predicted model, not a curated record. Gene Ontology annotation, biological process: membrane depolarization during action potential; neuronal action potential; sodium ion transmembrane transport. Gene Ontology annotation, cellular component: plasma membrane; voltage-gated sodium channel complex. Gene Ontology annotation, molecular function: calcium ion binding; voltage-gated sodium channel activity. NCBI's taxonomy places the organism in Eukaryota, Metazoa, Arthropoda, Insecta, Diptera, Diopsidae.